Corylus avellana is the source of this 674-nucleotide messenger RNA. NCBI's taxonomy places the organism in Eukaryota, Viridiplantae, Streptophyta, Magnoliopsida, Fagales, Betulaceae. The record is from RefSeq and is a predicted model, not a curated record.
AGUCGCUGUGUAACGCUUGUGGGAUCAGAUAUAGGAAGAGGAGGGUAUCAAUGGUGGGUUUUAGCCACGUGUCAUGUAGGAAAAGGGACAGAUCACAUGGUAAUGCUUCUACUGCUGCAACCACAUCAUCUACUCCUAAACCUGAUGGUGACGGUGAUGGCGACAGAGAUCUCAGCGAGUGUUUGAAAACGAAAUUAAUGGCAUUGGGGAAGGAUUUGUUGUUGCAGAGGUCGCCGUCAGUGAUGGUGACGAAGAAGCAGAGGUGCCAGAGGAGGAGGAAGCUGAAGGAGGAGGAACAAGCAGCUGUUUGUCUGAUGGCAUUGUCCUGCGACUCUGUUUUUGCCUAAAAGGAAGAAAAAGAACAAAACCAGAUAAAGAUAAACAAGACCCUAACCAUUAACCAACCAACAAAUAUUAAUACCUUUUGUUGUCUUUUGGCUUACCCCUUUUUUUUUUCUUUUUUUUUUUUUUAAAUAUUUUUAAUUUAAAGAAAUGAAGCAAAAUACCCUUGUUCAUGUUAUGUGGGUAUUUCCAUUUCAAAUACAGAAAAGGGAAAAUGAGGGUGCUGGUUGAAGAAAUGAUGUCCUCCCUGCCUUUUGGUAAUAUAUAUUUGGAUUAUAUUGUAAAUAAACUCUGAAGUAAUGGUAAUAUAUGAUCUUUCUUUCUUUCUGGAA